Bufo bufo (common toad) is the source of this 2835-nucleotide messenger RNA. RefSeq names its product inter-alpha-trypsin inhibitor heavy chain H3-like. The transcript has 20 exons. Gene Ontology annotation, molecular function: serine-type endopeptidase inhibitor activity. NCBI's taxonomy places the organism in Eukaryota, Metazoa, Chordata, Amphibia, Anura, Bufonidae. The coding region runs from base 175 to 2748 and encodes 857 amino acids. The record is from RefSeq and is a predicted model, not a curated record. Gene Ontology annotation, biological process: hyaluronan metabolic process.
ACCCGAAAUCUUGGCAGCAGGAUCGGCUUGGGCUGACGGCAAACAUUUCUCUGGCUGCUGUUUACCUCUAAUGUUCUAGUGGAGGCGCAGCAGCCUCGCACCUCGCGGGGGCCCCUGAGAGUCCAGUGACCGUGUUACUUUCCAGCAGCCACUACAGAGGGACACAGAUUCGCCAUGACGCUGGUCGGGUGCUGUCCUGUAGUCGCUGCUCUGCUCCUGAUUCUAUGUAACGCAGGACGUGGCCAUGGCGCUGCGGCGGAGCCAUCACUUCUCAUCCACAAUAUGGACGUUGACUGCAAAGUAACGUCGCGUUUUGCUCGCACCUCGAUAGUUGUGGAGAUAGAGAACCAGUUGAACUCGUCUCAUGAAGCCGUGUUUGAUGUGGAGCUUCCCAAAACGGCCUUUAUAACCAACUUCAGCAUGACCAUUGAUGGCGUCACAACUGUCGGCGCGGUGAAGGAGAAGGCCGAAGCGGACGAGCAGUACGGAAGAGCAGUGUCCAGGGGUCAAAACGCCGGACUGGUCCAAUCGAUUGGACGGAAAAUGGAGAAUUUUAAAAUCUCGGUUAAUGUUGGCGCUCGUGUUAUGGCAAUAUUUAAACUGACGUAUGAGGAAUUGCUGAAGAGGUGCCAAGGGGUGUACCAGCUGCAGAUGAGGGUGAAGCCCAAGCAGCUGGUGGAGAACUUCCAGAUAACAGUGGACAUUGUAGAACCACAAGGAAUCCGCUUUGUGAAUGCGUUUGGCGGUUUCUUGACGAAUGAGCUGAUGGACUCGGUGCAGGUUGAUCACCGCGGGAAUAAGGCUCACGUGGUGUUUAAACCGACACUAGAGCAGCAGCGUAAAUGUCCGGCGUGCAGCGAGACGAUCCUGGACGGCGACUUUGUCAUCAAGUACGAUGUCAACAGAGAGACGUCUGCCGGGAACAUACAGAUCGUCAAUGGCUAUUUUGUGCACUACUUUGCUCCCAGCGUCCUCAAAAGGGUCCCCAAGAACGUGGUGUUUGUUAUUGACUGCAGUCUGUCCAUGAGAGGCCGCAAGAUGAAGCAGACGUACGAGGCCUUCAUUAAGAUUCUCUCGGAUUUACCGGAGGGCGAUCACUUUGGGAUCAUGAAGUUCAGCGACCGCGUCGUGAAAUGGAACCAGGCUCUGGUGAAGGCCACGCCCGACAACAUCCAAAGCGCGAAGGAAUUUAUGGGCAAGAUCAAGGCCCAAGGAGGAACCGAUAUAAAUUCAGCUUUAUUAUCUGCCACCAAGAUGCUGAAGGACGGGCGAGAGGGCGAUAUAUUACCGGAAAUCAGCGCCUCAUCUGUGAUAUUCCUCUCUGAUGGGGACCCAACGCUUGGUGAAACAAACAUUAAUACGAUCGUGAAGAACGUGAAGGAAGCGGCAGAGGGCGUCACCACCUUGUACAGUUUGGGAUUUGGCGCAGAUGUAGAUUACAGUUUCUUAGAGAAAAUGUCUUUAGAAAAUGGCGGUCUGGCGAGAAGAAUUUAUUUGGAGUCUGACUCCGCUUUACAGUUACAGGAUUUCUACAAAGAAGUGGCGAACCCCGUCCUGCUGGACGUCACCCUGCGGUACCCCAAUUUACCGGUCAGUGGCCUAACCCAGAACAGCUUCCGCUAUUAUUACCAGGACACGGAAAUAGUGGUGGCCGGACACAUAGACAGUAACAGCAUCGACGUGCUGGUCGCUGAAGUAGCGGCACAGGGUGUGACUGAUCCUUUCUCCGUGAGGGUGGAGGCCGAUAUAAAAGAGGAUGCGGAGGCGAGGACGGAGCAGAAGUACAUAUUCGGCGACUUCACCGAGAGGCUGUGGGCGUAUCUGACCAUAGAGCAGCUGCUGACCACGCGAAUUUUGGCCGAUGGUGAAUUAAAGGAGAACUCCACAGAGAAAGCGCUCUACCUGAGCCUGAAGUAUAACUUUGUGACCCCUCUGACCUCAAUGGUCAUUACCACCUCGGAGGAAGGUGACCCCAAAACGGUCGUGGCAAAGAAGCCGAAGGAGGAGAACAUGCAGGACGUUACUUCGCCUUCACUUUACGCAUUGUCGCCGUUUGCCCGCACUGUGGCCAGGAGGAGACAGUGGAGAAAACCUUCCCAUGUAGAUUGCUCCUCGUCUCACCUGCUUAUUAGCGUCGCCACAAUCCCAGAGAAGAUUUGUCUUGGAAUUUCUGAGCCUGAGGAUGCGAUUAUUAAUUUAUUUCACAAUGCAGACAGAGGCAUCACACUUAAUGGGAAACUUGCCAGAGAUAAAAGUGGUUUUGAUAAAGUUGGGCUUGUGCACAAGAAGAAGAUGGCGUCCAUGGAGGUAACGGCCGAAAACAUCACAGUGACCAGAGGGCAAGAUACACAGGUUUACUCAUGGACAAUUGCAGCACAAGGACUACGGGUUGCAAAGAAGGAAGGAGAUAAAGUCGUCGUGUCCUUGGAGUCCGGCUUGAAGGUUUUUAUUUCUUUGGCAAAACCUCCGGAUCAUCUGAAGCUUCUUGUCGAGAGCAAAAGGAGAGAUUCCAACUACACCGUCGGCCUCGUCAGUCAGGUGACAAGUGACAAUGACAUCACUAUAACAUUCAGUGACAUCAGCUUCCAUGGGAGAACCCUUCCAUCUUUCCGCUCCUGCUCUUGUGACUUGACCUCUUUUGGAGUGAAAAAUCAAGGAUGUUGUGUGUCCGUCACAGUGGAGUCCGACGAUCUGACCGCAGGAGCCGGGAACAUUGUAGAGGAUUUAUUUGAUGUUCCUCCAGCUUAAUAUGGACAAAUCAGAGCAUAGAAAGAGAUAGCGUAAAAUCAUAAUCAGCCCGAGAGACGGAAUAAAGAGUGAAGACUGCAGAACUGU